GCAGCAGAAAUCCAGAAAAUCGGCGAAGGAGCCGAGAAAGUGGAGGUGACCCCCGAGGGGCUCCUGGAAAGCCGCCAUGACUACCCUCCACACCAGGAAGGAUCCCCAGCUCCGAGGAGGAGCAACUCCCACCCCUAGCAAGAUUCCAGUACUCUCUCAAAGAUGCCCAGAUUUUUCCUCGGCCAAGGCGUCCUCUCUGGACCAGGAGAACCAAGAUCCGAGGAAGCCACCGCUACGUACUCAGCAUCCGCUCACUGACACAGCAGGCUUCAGACCGAAAACCUUCCACCAGACAGAAAAAUCACAAAGACUGGGGGUCACCCAGCCCCGGCACCCUUUGGAGGAACUCAAGCCUAGCUCUGGGGGAUCAAAUGUGGGGCUUGUGACCCAUCCCGAGACAGAGGCCACAGGGGCUAUAGAGUUUGUUGCUGACCCUGCAGCCCUGGCCACCAUCCUGUCAGGUGAGGGGGUGAAGAGCUGUCCCCUGGGGUUCCGGUCCAGUCUGGCUCAGAGAGUACUAGUUCGAGGGAGCAAGGGAGGCACCACGCGGAGGGGCCAGAGUGCACGGUGUUCCGCGUACCUGGCUCCCAGGGCCCCCCUCCAUCAGCUGGAUCCUGCUAGGGCUUCCUGCUUCUCAAGGCUGGAGGGACCAGGACCCCGAGACCGCACUGUGUGCACCCAGGGUUUCGAGUCUUUGAAUCCACCUGCAGGCCCCUCCUUCCACCCCUCCACUCGCCCCAGUUUACAGGAGCUGAGAAGAGAGACGAGUGGCAGCGGCAGCAGGACUCCAGCAAGCCAGGCCUCAAGACUGCUCCCGAAGACCCCAGUUGAGCCUGCUUCCGUACCCCUCGAAGGAGAGCACGAGGCUGUCCCUCACUCAGAUGAAAAAGGAAGAGGCCUCCGGGGUCUGGCUCAAAGAGUACCAUUAAGGCAGAGUCUGACGCAGGCCAGGACCUCAUACUCAUCCUUGAAACGUUUCGCCCUUCGAUCAAAAACCCAAACCCAGCUCACACCCCUCCGAUCGGUACCCAGAGUUCAACAGGCCCAGCGUCUCAGUGGCCUCUCCCCUCAGCCCUCCCCUGAAGAACCUGCCCUGCCCUGGGAGAAGAUUGCUGUAAGGUUGUUUGACCAGGAGAGCUGCAUCGCACUGCAGAAGGGCUCUGGGAAACCGCCUGUGACGGGCACCUCUGGACCUCACCCCAACAGGAUCCCGAACCAGCAGGAGCUAAAGAUGCAGCGCAUCGGUAUUCUGCAGCAGCUCUUGCGACAGGAGGUAGAGGGGCUGGCGGUAGACACGUGUGCCCCUCCGAACGGAGGCUCUGCUCUAGACAUGACCGAACUUCAGCCCCUGAUGGCCGAAGUUGCUGGAACUCUGAGUGCCCCAGGACACAACUCUGGAACUUCUCUUCUUGGACUGUCAAAACCCUUUGGUGUGACAGAGCCCCUCCUUGCAGAGGAUCACGGGGAGCUGCAGGCCUGCCCAGGGGAGGAGGCUCAGGUGGCUCAGGAUCGCUCCUCCACAGAAUCCAAGCCCCCAGGGCCGUUUGGGAGAGCUGGGCCACAGCCACCAGAGCCUUGCCUUCCAGCACUGCCUGGACCGCUUCUGCCUAGUUGCCAGGGACAGUCUGGGCCCCCUGAGGCCUGCCCUAGGGUAGAGCUGGGAGCAUCGGCAGGCUGUGCUGUGGAAGCUAGGAACCCAGAGUCCAGCCCACAGCCCUGCUGCAGUCAGGGGCCUCCGGCAACCACCAGGUUGACCUUCUCGUCACAAAGCCCGCUCUGUGCCAGUCCCCCUAUCCGCUCACUGCAGGCUUUGAGGUCCCCGACAGGCCAUUCAGGCCCCAGCCGUCUGGUCCCUCGAUCCCUGGCUCUGAGGCAGCACCUCAGAGCGUGUCUCACCGCCAUCCACUGCUUCCGUGAGUCUCGCCUGGAUGAUGAGUGUGCCUUCUACACUAGCCGAACCCCACCUCCGGGGCCCGCCCGGGUCUGCUCCAACCCUGUGGCCACGACGCUUGAAUGGCAGGAUGCCCUGUGUUUCAUUCCAGUUGGUUCGGUGCUCCCCCAGGACUCUCCAUCAUGACCGCGGCCUCCACCGGGCUUCUGCUCUGCUGCAUUAACCCUCCUCUUAGCCUUAUUUAUUGUUGAUCUGCCCAUUGGCCUGGGAGCCACCACCCUUUUAUCCUUUA
This is a messenger RNA of Psammomys obesus (fat sand rat), 2183 nucleotides long. RefSeq names its product trophinin associated protein (gene Troap). The transcript is spliced from 14 exons. The record is from RefSeq and is a predicted model, not a curated record. The coding region runs from base 77 to 2077 and encodes 666 amino acids. NCBI's taxonomy places the organism in Eukaryota, Metazoa, Chordata, Mammalia, Rodentia, Muridae.